UGGGGCGGAGUCACUUUACACAACUUAGCUUUUUAAAAGCGUCUGUUGUGUCGCCUGUAACUUAUUCCUCCAGUACCACUUGGGGACGCAGAGAGAGACUGAUAAACAGACUAAGAAAACAAAAAACAAGACUCAUCCUGAGUCCAUUUACUUACGACUUAUGUUCGGUUAUCUACAGCGACUGCGUGUUGGAAGACGUGGCCAAGUGUGAGCGCUGCUGCCAUACAAAUAUGUGCCACUAAUAUACUUCCGGAGUUUCAUUCAAUGGGCGCCCUCAGAUAGCAACAUUAUUCGUUUUUAAGUCGUACCUGUGUGAAUGAAUGUAAAGUGUAGCCUUUAGUAGACGAGAAGCCUGAGACAUCUUCCACAAAAUAUCCCCUUCAAGAGGGGCAUCGGAUGGAUUAUUUAAACCUUAAUGCUUAAACCAAAUAGAAAUUCCCCUGAGAGAUGGUGGAUGAAUCUGUUUGCAUCUAAAAAGACACCAAGCCAAAGAAUUAAAAGAUUAUAUAUGUUUGUAUUAUUUAGAAUUCUACAAGUAAUUAUUUAAACAUGGCAGCAUCAAUGGAGGUAGCAGACAUUACAGUUGUUGCACUUUAUUUUGUCCUGGUGCUUGGCAUUGGAUUUUUUGCUAUGUGGAAGGCCAACCGCAGCAGUGUAAGUGGUUACUUCCUGGCUGGUCGAACUAUGAACUGGGUGGUGAUUGGAGCAUCACUGUUCGUCAGCAACAUUGGCAGUGAACACUUUAUUGGCCUAGCUGGCUCGGGGGCAGCAAGUGGUUUUGCUGUAGGCGCCUGGGAGUUCAACGCCCUCCUUCUCCUUCAGCUUCUGGGCUGGGUGUUCAUUCCAGUUUAUAUCCACUGUGGGGUUUACACAAUGCCAGAAUACCUCUCAAAGCGCUAUGGUGGAAAACGGCUAAAGAUUUACUUUGCUGGACUUUCCCUUUUGCUGUACAUCUUCACCAAACUGUCAGUGGACUUGUAUGCAGGAGCUCUUUUCAUCCAGGAGUCCUUAGGCUGGAAUCUGUAUCUGUCAAUCAUCCUGCUCAUUGCAAUGACGGCACUGCUGACAGUGACAGGUGGCCUGGUUGCUGUGAUCUACACUGACACUAUUCAGGCCAUACUUAUGAUCAGCGGAGCUUUGAGCCUUACAGCCAUCAGCUUGAUCAAGGUGGGCGGACUAGAUGGUGUUAGGGAGAAAUACAUGGAGGCUGUUCCAAAUGUCACUGCCAUUCUUGCCAGGCACAACUAUAGUUUUGAGUACACCAAUUCCUGUCGCAUCCACCCAAAGCCAAAUUCCCUCAAGCUCCUACGAGGGCCCCUUGAUGAGGACAUCCCCUGGCCUGGGUUCCUUUUAGGCCAGACUCCAGCAUCCAUCUGGUACUGGUGUGCUGACCAGGUCAUAGUACAAAGGGUACUUGCGGCUAAAAACAUUGCCCAUGCAAAGGGCUCAACCCUAAUGGCAGGCAUACUGAAAAUUCUUCCUAUGUUCAUCAUCGUUAUUCCAGGAAUGAUCUCCAGAAUAAUGUUUGCAGAUGAGCUGGCAUGUAUUGGGCCUGAGCACUGCAUGGCAGUGUGCCACAGCCAGGCUGGCUGCUCUAACAUUGCCUACCCUCGACUGGUCAUGAGCGUUAUGCCAGUGGGCCUGCGUGGACUGAUGAUGGCUGUUAUGAUUGCUGCCCUCAUGAGUGACUUGGACUCUAUCUUCAACAGUGCCAGCACCAUCUUCACCCUGGACAUCUACAAGUUGGUGCGCAAGUGUGCCUCUUCCCGAGAGCUGGUUGUCGUGGGCCGGGUGUUUGUGAUCAUCAUGGUAGGCAUCAGCAUUGCCUGGGUGCCAGUUAUCAUUGAGAUGCAAGGUGGACAAAUGUACUUGUACAUCCAAGAAAUGGCAGGAUAUCUUACACCACCCAUUGCUGCUCUCUUUCUGCUUGGCGUCUUCUGGAAGCGUUGUAACGAGACAGGUGCCUUCUGGGGUGGCAUGACUGGCUUUGUUCUGGGUACCACACGUCUUAUCCUUGGUUUUGUAUAUCGUGAACCCCGCUGUGAUCAGCCUGAUGAGCGACCCGCCUUCAUCACACAUGUCCACUAUAUGUACAUAGCUGCUGGACUCUUCUGGAUCUCAGGCCUGGUAGCUGUGGUCGUUAGUCUUUGUACUCCUCCUCCAACCAAGGACAAGAUUGAGCGCACCACCAUGUGGGGACUGCGCAAUAUGGAAAAGUUGCCUCUGGCUGAUCGGAAAGAGAUCUACAAGCUGGCCAAUAAGAGUUCUGCCUACUGCAAUGGCAAUGGCAUCUGCCAAAAAGAACUGCCUCUAGAUGUACACAAAGAACAAUGUCUUGAUGGAGCUGAUAUUAAACUCCUUAUGCCUUGCCCUAGUGACCAGGAUCCUACAACACCCAGCACAGAGGCAUCGACCCCAGUGGGGACAUACAGUAAUGGCCACGCAGAGCUAGUAGAGCAAAAGACUGAAGGCAAGAGCAAGUUAGGGGCUUUCUUGUGUUUAUUUGAUUGGCUUUGUAAAAACAAAGAUGAGACAGUGGCGUCAACACCAAAAGUCAAUGAAGAAGAUGAACGUGUCAUUCAGGAAAUGCUUUAUGAGCCCCCUAAAAUCAAGCUUUUGUUAAACUUUUGGUUAGUAAUAGUCUGUUCUGUGGGUGUCGUCAUGUUUGUCUAUUUCUCCCUGUAAUAUGUUGAUUUUCUCACUGUUCACGUGUAUGAUUUAUUUAUUACUAUAAAAGCUGUGUGGAUUCUCUAAAAAUAUAUGAUUUUUUUUGUAGCAUUUAAAAGAGGGGCUUUCUGGAUAUUCUGGAAAAAAAAUAUUCCAUUGUCUUCAAAUCAAAUCACCAAUUAAGUGAAUAUAUUACAACCAAAAGCACUACUGAUACAGUGGACCAUCAUAUAUUAAUAUAUAAUAAAUAUAAAAUUUGUGAAUUCUGCCUUAUUUAUUGUAAGCACUCCCUUAUCAAAGCAUCAAACAUGGGGUGAUGGCUGUGUCUUGUAUAUGCAUAUAUAUUUGUUGUUUAUCCAUUUCGAUGUGUAAUAUCAUACAAACCUCAACAGAAGUAGCAAAUUUGCCACCUAUAUUGUCUAAUUAUUUCAAUUUUUGAAACAUUAGUAAAUACAACAUUUAAAUUAGAGUCAUUUUUUUUGAGAUUUAAGCCACAUUUUAACAUUGAAAUUUAACAUAACUAUCUUUCUAUAUGCUAGUGAGUAUUCAGUCACUGUAUGUCUAGUGGGCUCUUUUUAAUUUGGUAUUUUUGCUGCAUCACAUAAAUCAUCAACCUCUAAGAGCAAUGUUUAGUGCACAUACAGUAUGUACACAAAUGUAUUAUUCACCACCAAAAUGCCUUCUUUUCAAGUAGAAAUCCCCAAUUUGGGGAUUGGAUGAAAUACUGGUGACUAAUGUCUUUCACCACUGAAAAAUAACCAUACAAGCACAGCCUGUUUUGCUGGGGAUGUCACAUGAUUGACCACCACAGGAAAACACCAGCUAGAAACAUCUGCUUAAAUCAUAGUGAAGUUUCAAUUUAAGUAUAUGUAAAAGCAUAUCACCUAUCCCAUGUCAGGUCCACUAAGCUUGGGAUGUCCAAUUUUGAUUGCUGUGCAAAAUAUUUAGUUCUUCUAGAAGAAGAAUUCCAUUUUGUGGUUGUUGUGAGAACAGGCAUUGUCUUUUAUACUGAUUAUGAA
Messenger RNA from Hemibagrus wyckioides, 3686 nucleotides. Its product is annotated as sodium/myo-inositol cotransporter-like. Bases 550 to 2685 code for a protein of 711 amino acids. The record is from RefSeq and is a predicted model, not a curated record. Gene Ontology annotation, molecular function: D-glucose:sodium symporter activity. Gene Ontology annotation, cellular component: plasma membrane. The transcript is spliced from 2 exons. Lineage: Eukaryota; Metazoa; Chordata; Actinopteri; Siluriformes; Bagridae. Gene Ontology annotation, biological process: inositol metabolic process; myo-inositol transport; transmembrane transport.